AUGGAGUCCUACGGCGGCGGCGGCGGCGGCACGCGGACGUCGGCGUCCUCGCGGCGCCCCUGCACGUCGGUGCCCUCGCAGCGCCCCUACACGUCGGCGGUGACCUCCCGCGCCGGCUCCGGCGCCUUCGCGUACGACGGCAUGCGCGCCACGUCUCUGUCCACGUCCACGGCCAACCUCACGCGCUCCCUCCGCAAGACGGUCUCCUUCGCCCACAAGAUGCCGCCGCCCUCUAGCGCCGACGCGCCGCCACCGCGGCGCGCGCUGAGCAGCAAGGAGAACGGCGCGGCGUCGACGGAGGCGCUGCUGAUGUCGCCGCACCGCCGGUCGACAUGUCCCUGGGAGCCGACGACAAGGCGGCGGCGGAGCACCGGGACGGUGGAUGAGGCGGGGGGCGCGGGGAAGGGGUCGUCGUCGGCAUCGGGCGCGCUGCUGCGGGAGAUCAUGGCGCCGCGCAGGAAGGAGGAGCCGGAGAAGGAGGAGGCCGCGCACCGGGCACGCAUGCUGACGGCGCGGCUGCUGCAGUGGCGGUUCGCCAACGCCCGCAUGGAGAAGGCCAUGGCCCGCGCCACCUCCGCCGCCGAGAACAAGCUGUUCUACACGUGGCUGCGCGUGGCGGAGCUGCGCAACAUCCAGGCGGCGAAGCGGAUCGUGGCCCAGCGGCGGCGGCAGAAGCUAAAGCUGGCCCGGCUGCUCCGCCCGCAGCUCCCCCUGCUGGCCUCGUGGGAGCCCCUCGCCAAGCCGCACGCCGACGCCACCGCGGACCUCGGCCGCGUCCUCUCCGCGGUCUGCACCAGCGUGCCGUUGGCCGCCGGCGCUCGCGCCGACAUGGACGCGCUGCACGAAACCAUGUUCUCCUGCGUGGGCACCGUCAACGAGAUCGAAGCCAUCACCGACAUGUUGUACGCCACGGCCGGCGCGACGAGCGGCGCGCUGGGCGAGCUCGCGCGGACGAUCCAGCAGGAGAUGGAGUGCCUGGAGGAAGCGACGCGGCUGUCGAGCAUCGUCACCGGCUUGCAGAUGCAGGAGGUGAGCCUCCGGGCAAAUUUGAUGCAGGCAAAGCAGAGGAUUGACCCGGGGCCGAGGCUGGGGCGACGGGGACCGGCCACACCGGCGCUCGCAACAUCUGGUUGGUGUUUUUGA
This is a messenger RNA of Miscanthus lutarioriparius, 1143 nucleotides long. The record is from the annotation of a GenBank genome assembly. NCBI's taxonomy places the organism in Eukaryota, Viridiplantae, Streptophyta, Magnoliopsida, Poales, Poaceae.